AUGGAUUGGGUUAAUAAUGCUAAAAAUUUGAAAAAUUAUGAUUGGUUUGAUCACGAGUUACCCUUAAAUAAAUUAGUUGUAAUCCCUAGUUUCCUCAGUACAGCGUUAGGCGCUGGGAUUGGAGCUAUUUGUUCCUUAAUUGUCAACUGUGCAUUAAUCGAAUUAUCAACUUCUUCCUUUUUUACCACAUAUUUCGGGGUUACUUUCCUAAUAAUUGGAGUUGUGAUUUUAUGGCGCGUUAACUCGUCGAAUACAAUGGAUGACAAGAGUCAAAAAACGAAUUUAAGGCGCUUUGGACUAAUGAUCAUUGUUUCUGGUGUUUUCUGCUUCUUUAUACGGAACACAUGGUUCACUUCGCUACCGACUGUUUUGAAGACCCUGGUAUACACCCUUCUGGGCGUAUCCAUAUCGUUCGCAUUGACCUUUACCAUUGUUGAUUUGAUUAACUACUUCAUGUCAAUGCUGGAGACUUCCGUGUCAAAGCCCUUAGUAGAAUCAAGGUCACAGGUGCACCUUAUAUUAUUCAUCGCAUUAACAAUGGGUGCAAUAUUUGGUUUCACUUUCGGGUUCUUGGACGUGGAGGACGAGGCAGCUUAUCAUGUACAACUAGCUCUAAUGAAAGAGGAAUCGUAUACGUAUCCAAUAGGCAUAGUGCUUGGAGGCCUGGCCGGGUUCGGCAACGAGUAUUUACGUCAGCAGGAAUCAUGGAGAUUCAAUAGAGAUAACGCCUACGAUGUAGAGAUUUAG
Theileria orientalis strain Shintoku is the source of this 747-nucleotide messenger RNA. RefSeq lists its product as hypothetical. The coding region runs from base 1 to 747 and encodes 248 amino acids. The transcript has 4 exons. Lineage: Eukaryota; Apicomplexa; Aconoidasida; Piroplasmida; Theileriidae. The record is from RefSeq and is a predicted model, not a curated record.